This is a messenger RNA of Nannochloropsis gaditana CCMP526, 782 nucleotides long. Its product is annotated as cop9 constitutive photomorphogenic subunit 8-like protein. The transcript is spliced from 6 exons. The record is from RefSeq and is a predicted model, not a curated record. Gene Ontology annotation, cellular component: COP9 signalosome. Gene Ontology annotation, biological process: protein deneddylation; COP9 signalosome assembly. Bases 37 to 708 code for a protein of 223 amino acids.
AAACAUAGUGACGCAAGCACCUGCAUUACAUCUGCUAUGCAAUCCGACCCACAGCAAAUUCAGGGUACGCCUUCGUUGGCUGCCUCUACAGCAGUGCCUCCCCCCUCGCUGCAACCCCUUACGCAACAAAUGCGAAACUACCUUGCUCAGCAAGACUACAUAAAUGCCCUUCGCGUCGCAAAUGACGUUGAAAUAUUGCUUCUGACUCAGCUGACUUUGCCCGGCCACCACCUUCACAUCUCACAGACAAACAAACUAUGCCCUGGUGACGGAAAUCCUCAACUCCUGCUUGCUGUUCAGCUGCUUUUACACCUUAUCCUGGACGAUCUGGCCAACGCCCGGCUUUUAUGGCGGCGCAUCCCCAACGAGCUGAAGAACGUGUCAACCCUUGAGGGGAGACAACUGUCAAAGGCGUGGGACGUGGGAAAGUCGUUGUGGGCGCGAGAGAUCCCUGCUGCUCAUGUCGCCAUACGGGACGUACAAUGGACGCCGGAGCUCGUGCCUUUGGUGGAUGCGUUACGUGAGCGCAUCCUUCGGGACGAGUUUGCCCUCUUGAGUCGUGCUUUUCGACGCUUGAGGAUCUCGUCCAUGGCAAAGAAGCUGGGCGUGACUGAAUCGGAAGCUGUCGCAGGUUUGCCCGAGCUGGAGCAACUUACGAAGUAUAUCUCUUUCUUAGAGGCAGAGAGUGUCACCUCCUCUGUGGCCUGAGGGUAGGAUUAGAGGCAUGAGAAGAGGGGACCAGAGAGGGGCGGAGGCAGGGCAUGCAAAUGUACAAAAAGAAA